Messenger RNA from Leopardus geoffroyi (Geoffroy's cat), 1232 nucleotides. RefSeq names its product shisa family member 3 (gene SHISA3). The transcript is spliced from 2 exons. The record is from RefSeq and is a predicted model, not a curated record. NCBI's taxonomy places the organism in Eukaryota, Metazoa, Chordata, Mammalia, Carnivora, Felidae. The coding region runs from base 119 to 1123 and encodes 334 amino acids.
GCCCCGAGGAGGGGCGCUGCGCGGCGCUGGGGUCGCCCGCCCGGGACGCUAUGGCUCCCUUGAGGAGCGGGGAGGGCGGCGGCCGAGGGUUCGGCGCGCCCCUGGCGCGGGCCGCAGUAUGAGACCGGCGAAGGGCGGCAGUAGCAGCCCCAGCAGCAGCCUCUGCCGGCGCCUCCCGCGGGCCCUCGCCCUCCGACCCCGCGCACCAUGCAGACGCCUGGCCUGCGGAGUCCGCCGCGCAGCCGCUGCCGCCUCCCCGGCCCCCGCUAACCCCCGCCAGAGGGGCCUCGGACGCCGCGGCCAGCCGCCCGCGCCGCGCCCCGGGGGAGGCGGCACCGAGGCGCUCAGCCCUCCGCUCUCCGGCCGCGCGCGUCCCCCUCCCGGCCGCCCCGGGCGCCCAGCGGCGAUGGGGGCGCUGCUGGCGCUCUGGCUCCUCCUGGGCUGGCUGCGCUGGAGCCCGGCGGGCGCCCAGCAGUCCGGAGAAUACUGCCACGGCUGGGUGGACGUGCAGGGCAACUACCACGAGGGCUUCCAGUGCCCGGAGGACUUCGACACCCCGGACGCCACCAUCUGCUGCGGCUCCUGCGCGCUGCGCUACUGCUGCGCCGCGGCCGACGCCAGGCUGGAGCAGGGAAGCUGCACCAACGACCGCGGCGAGCUGGAGCACCCGGGCAUCACCGCGCAGCCCGUCUACGUUCCCUUCCUCAUCGUUGGCUCUAUCUUCAUUGCCUUCAUCAUCCUGGGCUCUUUAGUGGCUAUUUAUUGCUGCACCUGCUUGAGACCCAAGGAGCCGUCACAGCAGCCAAUCCGCUUCUCACUCCGCAGCUAUCAGACGGAGACCCUGCCCAUGAUCUUGACUUCCACAAGCCUCAGGGCACCUUCCAGACAGUCCAGCACGGCCACCAGCUCCAGCUCCACUGGGGGCUCCAUCCGCAGAUUCUCCUUUGCCAGAGCAGAGCCGGGCUGCCUGGUGCCCUCCCCGCCUCCACCUUAUACCACGGGCCACCCAAUCCACCUGACCCAGCCAUCCGGUUUCCUGGUGUCACCCCAGUACUUCGCCUACCCACUCCAGCAGGAGCCCCCGCUGCCUGCGAAGAGCUGCCCGGACUUCAGUUCCAGCUGACGGGCCACAGCGAUAAAUCCAGCCCGUCGUACAACGGCAGACAGGUGGAGUGCUGUCGCCAUUGCUGCAAGUAUUUCUGGGGAAAUUUCCCUGGGAGCCGGCGAUGUCA